CGUAUGGGAAAUAAAGUGGAUGGAUGUGUUUUGCACUGAAUGAGAAGAUAAUAGUUUAUGGAAAAAUAUAUAUAUUUUUGAAAUUUGCAUUAGCUGUUGUUCGAUUUGCUGCUUUAUUUUCCAAUCGGUCGGCGCUAUUUCGUCACUUUCACCGAGUAUCAGGCCAUGAGCUGCCAGACAGCUGCAGACGGACUGACUAGAACUGCAUCUCGACUGCUGAUGCCUGCGUUGAACCGAGAGGCGCAGAUGCGGUCUGUCUGGAGUGCAGACUCUCUAAACUAAAUCCAGAGGAGCCAUGGACAACCCAGAGAGGUGUUCCUGUGAUCCUCAGGGGUAAGGAGGAGAGCAGCUGAGGAGGAGGAGAUGGGCUGCACCUCUGCCAAGCAGGUGUCUGCUGUGCCCAACGGCGAGGAGGGCCAGAGUAAAGCCUACAGCAACGGGGACCUCCUCUCUGAUGAGUACAAGAUGAAAGGAGUGGAGAAGGUCAAGUACAUCAGUGGAGAAGAGGGAGGCGGGGAUGGUCAGGACAGCACAGAGAAGAGUGCUCUCCUUGGUAAAGGUCAACACAUGGAUGAGACCGGGUCAAACGGAAAUGGAAAGAUUCUGAGCAUCCACUCCUCAGAGAGUCAGCAAGAAUUCUUCAGGAUGUUGGAUGAGAAAAUUGAAAAAGGCCAGGACUACUGCUCAGAGGAGGAUGAUAUGACAUAGCACUGUGGUCGCGCAUCAAUCGGUCCCAAUAUGAAAGAACUGUCAUGGCAGUGUUAUGGAUGGGCAGUACCAUGCGUUACCAUGUUGUGGGGGGGAGACUGUACGUACAUGCCUGAGAAAAAUGGAUUACUGACGUGGAUCAAGCACCUUUUUGCCCUCUUGCUCACAACCUUAGUUCCUGCUCAUAUAUCAACCAAGAGAGAAAGGACCACCAAAAUCAAAGAGGGUUUAGAAUUUAAGUUUUCGUGGUUCUUCAAAAAAAUUGUUUUUACUUCCUUAAUGAAGCCAUCACAAGAUGACAGCGAGCUUUGGAUUUUACUUGCUUUUCUUUCCCUCCUUGGAUGAAUCCUGGAAGGUCAAUACACACCUGGCCGUCACUGAGACUUCCUAUAGACAUUUGAAACAUUCAGGCUGUUGCAUAUUUUCAGCAGCAGAAGCAACCAGUGCUCUCGUGGACACUGAAAGUAACAAUGUCUCUAUCUGCAUCAUCUUUGAACAUUUUAUCCUUUAAUGCCUCCCUGAAACGUUAACAGGUUGUAAACUUCCUGCAUUCCAAGACACAGUACAAUGGUCAGUACAUUGUCUCUGUCCAUGUCUGUUUCUGCUACGAUUAUAUAGAGUAUUUAUGUUGAAUAAGGCUCAGGGUUGAAGUGUUGUAAUCUUUGUCUCAUGUAGUCAAGUCCUUCCUCUCAUUCAAACACUGUUGCACCAUUAAAAAGACAUUAACGCACUCACAGCAGGGAUAUUGAUGUCCCCUGCUUCAGUAUCUGUACCGUGUUAAACCCACAGGGUGGACACUGCCACAUCACAUAGUAGUCUGAUUGCGUAUUUCGCACACCAGUGUUAUGUUGUCGUGUUCUGUUUUCCAUGUUGAAUUUUUGUUUUUCUAGACAAAUAAAGUGUUUUUAGUAAGCUA
Messenger RNA from Etheostoma spectabile (orangethroat darter), 1624 nucleotides. RefSeq lists its product as uncharacterized. Bases 364 to 708 code for a protein of 114 amino acids. The record is from RefSeq and is a predicted model, not a curated record. The transcript has 6 exons. Lineage: Eukaryota; Metazoa; Chordata; Actinopteri; Perciformes; Percidae.